AGUACUGAACCCCGGUGUAGACGUGUAGUCACCUCAUCUCUCUCUCAACUCUCCAACAGCAUCUUCUUGCCUUUGCAGCCGUUACUCUUCUCACACCAUCACUACACUCUUCACUCCCCCCUCCAAACCUUCUCCAGCAGCUUAGCUUCCCUUCCUUGGUUGGACGGCUGGUUGGUCAAUGGCGUCCGAGCAAGCAUCAGGGCUGGACCAAGACAUCGCCAGUCUGCUUUCCAGCCUCGAGUGUGACAUGACCGUGCAGGCAGGUGUCCUCAAGCAGUACGCAAAAAUGCAUGAUGCCGUGAAAGCUUUAGUGCAGGAGAAGGCGAAGACCACCCAUGAGAAUCAAGAGAUUGAAAGGCUGCAGGAGGAGCUAUCCAACAAGAACAAGGAGUUGAGCUGCGAGAAGGAAAAUCUGCGGGGCAUGAAUCAGUUACUCUCUCGCGAGAAUCACCAGCUGAGUGUGAAGAAUGAGAAGCUCUCUCAUGAGAACAAGGAGCUGACUCUGAAGUUGAAGGAAAAGCUCGUUCACUCUGGUCAUGCACAAGGGGUUAGUGGUGAAAUGAAAUCCAUGUGCACUUGGAAGAUACUAUUUGUUAUGAGGGUUUUUUUUUCACCUUUGCUUAAUUGGAAAGCACAAGGGCGUAUCGAAGGUAACAAUGAGCCAAAAGAAGAGUUGUUUGAUCCAGUCCUGUCAAACCGUAUCAUUGCUGAGGAUUGCGAGAGGAGGAGAGAGCUCUCUGAAAUCCGGAAAAAGCUGGUAGAAUUUGAAUGUGCUAAGGUUUUUGGCAACAUCGACCAUCAUAGACAGCAUAUCAGGAUAAAAAUGAUGGGCCAGAUAAAUGACCAAGCUUUCCUCGACGCUGCCCAUAGUAAGCACCCUAACUGCAUCAUUGCUAGAGAUGAGGCAGUUAAGAACUGCUCAGUAUGGCAGAAGAAGAUUGAAGAUCCAUUUUGGCAUCCAUACAAGAUGAUUACAGAAGAUGGACCCAGUGAGGAGGUUCUGAACGACGAGGAUGAAACGCUGAAGAAACUGAAAGCAUGUGGUGAAGAGAUAUAUGAAGCUGUGACAGAAGCACUGAACGAGAUGGAUGACUACAACCGAAGUGGGAGAAGUGUCGUUCCUGAGCUUUGGAACUACAAAGAGGGAAGGAAAGCAACUGUCUUGGAGUGUGUCGAGUAUCUGGGCAAGAAAGUGAAGGAGCAGAGCCGCAAGAAGCGAAAGAACAACCCAUCUUCGGUUUAGCUGGCAGUGCUGGUGUUUGUGCCGGAGAAGAGCAAUAGUUGGAGUUGUACGUCGUUCUGUUAGCUGUAAUGGGAUGCGCUAGUUAUGGAUACUAUUCUGUAUUAUGAAGAUUUAAGUGUGCCAGGAUAUUGUGGCUGAAUUGGCUUGUUACAUAGGACCUCCAAUCAUGCCCCAAGAAGACACGAUUCUGUCUGGCUAUAAUGCAGAAGACUCCCUAUGACCCUAUGGUCUGAUUAGACUUAUGCUUUAUGUUGUGUGCACUUCA
This is a messenger RNA of Setaria italica (foxtail millet), 1508 nucleotides long. Its product is annotated as factor of DNA methylation 4. NCBI's taxonomy places the organism in Eukaryota, Viridiplantae, Streptophyta, Magnoliopsida, Poales, Poaceae. The record is from RefSeq and is a predicted model, not a curated record. Gene Ontology annotation, biological process: gene silencing by siRNA-directed DNA methylation. The transcript has 6 exons. The coding region runs from base 179 to 1243 and encodes 354 amino acids.